This is a messenger RNA of Folsomia candida, 913 nucleotides long. RefSeq names its product glutamate-gated chloride channel. The coding region runs from base 59 to 763 and encodes 234 amino acids. Gene Ontology annotation, biological process: signal transduction; chemical synaptic transmission; regulation of membrane potential. The record is from RefSeq and is a predicted model, not a curated record. NCBI's taxonomy places the organism in Eukaryota, Metazoa, Arthropoda, Collembola, Entomobryomorpha, Isotomidae. Gene Ontology annotation, cellular component: synapse; membrane; neuron projection. Gene Ontology annotation, molecular function: neurotransmitter receptor activity; chloride channel activity; extracellular ligand-gated monoatomic ion channel activity. The transcript has 3 exons.
UCCAACUCAGUUUCUUUUCAUCUUUUGACAAAAUAAGGCAAAAUAAGCGUCACUCAAGAUGAAGUCCUUACUUUUUCUGGCGGUCGUGCUUUUGGCCACCUUAUCUUUGACAAAUUCCACGACCAUCUAUGAAGAAACUGACCGAAUCACCGAGGCCCUCAUGACGAAAAUGAAGGAUCAUCAGAAGCACCUCAGACCGCCGGGCAGUAUCACAAACAUCACGAUCGACAUGUACGUCCGAAAUAUUUUUACCAUGGACGCCGACGAACGAAAAUGGAAGGUUCAACUGACCUUCCGUCAGUCGUGGGAGGACGAAAGAUUGGCGUACACAACGUCGAUGGAAGGCAUGGACAGAAUAGCGUAUGGGAACCCAAAGGACAUCUGGACGCCUGAUUUGUUUUUCAGAGAUGAAAUUAGCUCCCACGAGCACGACACUUUCCACCCUAACAACCUCGUCUACAUUUAUCCUAAUGGAAAAGUGCUGUACUCAAAAAGGCUCACGGUGGAACUUUAUUGUCCCGUAGAUUUUAACCAGCAGAACUUUGUGUGUCCAAUUUCCUUAGCUUCCUACAUGUACACCAAGGACGAAAUGAACUUACACUGGAAGACUGAAGACCCUGUACAACUACCCAAAACGGUUUACAUGCCAAAGUUCAUCCUCAAUGGAGUCACCACCCAGACUUGUGAUGCCAAGACCACAAUUGGAAAGUGGAGCUGCAUCACUGCCCUGUUCAACAUUGGACAUAAGAUUUGUCACGAAUAAAGUUUAUGUUUUUUUUCUAACAAAUGUUCAGGAAUAUUAAAAUCUCUAAAAAAAUAAUUAAUUUCCUCACAGCGUUUAAAUGUAUUUGCGUUCUCUAAAAAUUAUUUGGGAAAUUUCCUAAAAAUAAACGACAAGUAAUUAAUUUACGAA